ACCACAAAAAGAAAAAAACGAAACGAAAAAUAAAAAGACAGGGGAAACUGGAAAGACUUCCCCCCAUCAAAAUGAAAUGUAUUUUAAAAUAAAAAAACCCUAAAAAACUCCCAAAAACUCUCAGGUACGAGCUUUCCAAAAAUCGAGCCUGAAUUCUUCAGGUUUUGAAUUGAAUUUCGAUUCACUGGAAGACUCGAUUUUACUAUAAACUUUCCGAAAUUAGACGGAGUUUAUUGUUGAUCAGAGCUAAAUUGCUGAUUUUGUGCCGAUUAAAUAUUUUACUGUUGUGAAGAUGGGGCAUCAUCGUCCGAAUACUCGCAGUAAAAAUAAAAGGAAUAGACCGGAUGAUUCUGCUGAGGCUACUGCGGAAAUUUUCAGAAACAUUCUAUCUACCAGCCAAGUGACGGAAGAUGAUGUUAAUCAGCUAUACAUGAUAUCGAAACCUGCUUGCCAAGGAUGUCGUGUCAACACCAAGGAUAAUCCUAAUUGCUUUUGUGGAUUGAUUCCACCACCAAAUGGUAGUCGCAAAUCUGGGUUAUGGCAGAAGACAUCUGAAGUAGUCAAUGCUCUUGGUCCUGAUCCUUCAGAUGAUCGUCGUGCAUCCCCAGAGACACCUGCUGGCUUGACAAAUCUGGGUGCGACAUGCUAUGCUAACAGUAUUCUGCAAUGCCUGUACAUGAAUAAGUCAUUCAGGAAGGGUGUAUUCUCUAUUGAACCAGAUGUUUUGAAACAACAACCUGUGUUAGACCAACUAGCACGACUAUUUGCAAAGUUACAUUUGAGCAAAAUGGCUUAUGUUGAUUCUGCUCCAUUUAUCCAAACUCUAGAGCUAGAUAAUGGUGUUCAGCAGGAUAGUCAUGAGUUUCUGACCUUGCUCUUCUCUCUGCUUGAGCGAUGUUUGAGCCGGUCUAGCGUGUUGAAGGCCAGAACAAUUGUCCAAGAUCUUUUCCGCGGAGGUGUGUCACAUGUGACUAAGUGCUCAAAAUGUGGAAAUGAAUCUGAAGCUUCAUCAAAAAUUGAAGACUUCUAUGAACUGGAGUUGAAUGUCAAGGGUAUGAAGAGUUUAGACGAGAGUCUGGACGACUAUCUUAGUGUGGAGGAGCUUCAAGGAGAUAAUCAAUAUUAUUGUGAUUCAUGUGCCACCCGAGUUGAUGCUACCCGUAGCAUUAAACUGCGCUCUCUGCCUGCAGUCCUAAAUUUCCAGCUCAAGCGUUGCAUUUUCCUUCCAAAUACUACAACGAGGAAGAAAAUCACAUCUGCAUUUUGUUUUCCUGAAGAAUUGAAUAUGACACGGAGGAUAUCUGAGCAUUUCCAAUCAGAACUAAUAUAUGACUUGUCAGCCAUAUUGAUCCACAAAGGCUCUGCUGCAAAUAGUGGCCACUAUGUCGCGCACAUUAAAAAUGAGAAUACACAGCAGUGGUGGGAAUUUGAUGAUGAACAUGUUUCGAAUUUAGGCUGUCAGCCAUUUGGUAAAGGUUCUUCACAUUCUGCUGUCAAGCCUUCUCAAACUGAGCCACUUGACCACUCUUCUUCUGAUGCAAUUAAUAUCCUCGAGAAUGGAAAUGGGCCUGCUGCUGGUGGGCAGCAGCAAGCCUCAAAUACUGAUGUCACUGAGGUGAAGACCUUCUCGUCUUGUGAUGCUUAUAUGCUGAUGUACGUCCUUAGACAUACAAAGAGUGGUGAUAAAAUGUCAAUUGACUCUAGUGAUGAUAAGGCAAAAAAAGAGGCUUGUACAUCUUCAGAAGCUGAUAGUCAUCUUCCAUCCCACCUUUAUGAGGAGGUAGAAACAUUGAAUGACUCAUAUAUAGACUCAUGUAACCGAUACAAAUCUAGGAAGGAGUCUGAACUGAACUGCAUCACUGAGCGGAGGCAGGAGGUACGUUCAAUCCUUUCUAAAGCUGCAGUCCAAUCACCUGAAAAAUCUUACUUUUGGAUAUCUAUGGACUGGCUGCGUCAAUGGGCGGACAACAUCAUGCCAUCAAUCAUUGACAAUACUUCCUUACAAUGCACACAUGGGAAAGUACCAGUUUCAAAGAUUGGCUCUAUGAAGCGGUUGUCUGAUGAAGCUUGGACCAUGUUAUUCUCUAAGUACGGUGGAGGACCAAUGCUGGCCAAAGAUGAUUACUGCAUUGACUGCCUCUUUGAAGUGGCUCGGUCGAUGGCCCGUGCAGAUAACUACCGGGAUCGAAGAACAUUAAUGAAAGAACUUGCAGAAGCAGCACUUGCAGGGGUUUGUCUAGAUGGGAAGUUGUACUACAUAUCAAAGACAUGGUUACAGCAGUGGCUCCGACGGAAGAAUGUAGACUCUCCUUGUGAUGCUGAUGCUGGACCAACAGCUUCAAUAAGGUGUCCACAUGGACAGCUGAUGCCUGAACAGGCUGCUGGGGCUAGGCGUGUGCUAAUACCCGAGAGUCUUUGGAAUUUUAUUCGUGAGAUUGCUAUGGCAGUAAAACCUGAUGACGCUGUGGGUUGUUCAACUUUCAUUUUAGACUCUGAGCCCUGUGCUCAAUGCAACAGUCAACUCACCGAAGUUGCAUGCUUAGAAGAUACUCUAAGGGGGUUCAAGCUCAAGCAACGGCAAAGUCAUGAGAGAUUAGCAAUGGGUAAAAGCAUACCAAUUCUUCCUGGUUCCAAAUACUUCUUGUUACCAUCUUCUUGGUUGUCUAAAUGGAAAAGCUACUCUAAUGCAAGUGGCAAAAGUGCUCCUUGUGCUGAACCUGAAACUUUGGAUGCCGUCAUUGAUUUGCUGAUGUGUGAAAAGCAUUCAAGACUUCUUGAAAGGCCUCCUGAUCUGGUCUGCAAACGUGGAAGUAUUCUCCAAAAGUCACCUGCUACAGAUGCAUUGGCAAUUAUCACCGACAACGAUUGGAAAUUGUUUUGUGAAGAUUGGGGUGGUACAGAGGCAAAAGGCAUUACAGCUGAAAUUGAUUGUUUGGGGAAUGAUUUCCUUGGAUCUAGUGAAGAUAUGGCAAUUUCUGAGGAGCAUAUGAAUUUGAGCGACGAAUCGAAUGCUGGGUCUGAGUCUAGAAAACCCAUCAUUAAGAUUUCACCAGAGGUGUGUGAGGAGUGCAUUGAUGAAAGGAAAAGCUGUGAAUUAAUGAGGAAGCUCAAUUAUUCCGAUGAGGAUAUAUGUGUCUGUUUCAUUCGUGGCAAGGAACCUCCAAAAUCAGUUCUAGAAGCAUCAGUGAACAGCUUGGAACCAAAUCGACGGACUUCAAAGCGUUCCAGGAAAACAGCAUUUGGAAACUCAGUAAACUUGAAUGUGUCUGGGUCCACAUCUGUCUACCAGCUGAAGAUGAUGAUAUGGGAAGCUUUUGGGAUUGUCAAGGAAAAUCAGGUACUUCACAAAGGUUCUCUGGUUAUUGAUAGUGAAUCUGCUUGUCUUGCUGACAUGAAUAUAUUCCCCGGAGAUGUAUUAUGGGUUACAGAUUCGGAGAUUCAUGAGCAUCGUGAUAUUGCAGAUGAGCUUUCUGGCCAGAAAACGGAGGCACAAAACACUGAAGAAGGUUUUCGUGGAACACUUCUGUCCUCGAGUAUCUCAUCCCACUUUGUCUCUGAAGCAUCUGCAUGCCUAAAUUAAUCAGCGUGUACUUGUAUAGUAUAGCUGUCGUUGAUAUUUGAUUCUGGAAGAGUAGAGCUAAAAUCUUCAACCUGCUUAACGGAGAUAAUCAGAUUGGCUCACUUUUUUACGUUGAGAGUACGCCCUGUUUUGUAUAACCUUUCGUGUUAUUAGCUCCUUUACAAAGUCUGCUUGCAGAUAAGGCGAUGGAUCUCCUAGUGCAAGUUACUGUGUAGAGAUUAGUAUGAUUUUGGUUUUUGACUUUAAGCCACUUGGUGCCCAAGCAGUUGAUGUAUUAUUCCUUUCACCUUCUUGGCUGCCCUUUAGUCAAGCAAGUUGUAGCUCUGUAAGGCCAGGUCUGGUUCAUGGUCCUAAUUUUGGGACAGUUUUGUGCAUUGUGUAGGACCGAUUCCUUUGCUUUUGUGAAUAGUGGAAGACUGAAGAGGCAGUCAAUAGUACAUGUCAUACAUGUAUGUAAGUUGUAUCUGAUAUUAUUCUUGGUUCCUUGAGGUGAAAUAUGGGUUUUGACA
Messenger RNA from Nicotiana attenuata, 4089 nucleotides. RefSeq names its product ubiquitin carboxyl-terminal hydrolase 26. The transcript is spliced from 14 exons. Gene Ontology annotation, cellular component: nucleus; cytosol. NCBI's taxonomy places the organism in Eukaryota, Viridiplantae, Streptophyta, Magnoliopsida, Solanales, Solanaceae. Gene Ontology annotation, molecular function: cysteine-type endopeptidase activity; cysteine-type deubiquitinase activity. Bases 293 to 3580 code for a protein of 1095 amino acids. Gene Ontology annotation, biological process: protein deubiquitination. The record is from RefSeq and is a predicted model, not a curated record.